Exophiala bonariae is the source of this 1242-nucleotide messenger RNA. RefSeq lists its product as uncharacterized. The record is from RefSeq and is a predicted model, not a curated record. NCBI's taxonomy places the organism in Eukaryota, Fungi, Ascomycota, Eurotiomycetes, Chaetothyriales, Herpotrichiellaceae. Bases 1 to 1242 code for a protein of 413 amino acids. The transcript has 7 exons.
AUGGCCAAACUCAACUCCUCCGCCGCCCCAGAGCUGAAAUCACAAAUCGACGCCCUGACAUCCGACCCGUCAGGUGCACCGGGGGUAGUCUUCGCAGCGGUGAACAAGAAUGGAGAGGUCCUCUUCGAACACGCCUCCGGAAAGACUGGCGCCGGUAGGUCUGAGGACAUGACGCUCGACAGCGUCUUCUGGAUCGCCAGCUGCACUAAGAUGAUCACUGGUAUUGCUGCCAUGCAGCUCGUCGAGCAGGGGAAGCUCGCGCUUGAUGAUGUCGAGCUGGUCGAGAAGUUGGCUCCGGAACUGAAGGCUGUGCAAGUUUGGGACAACGGAAAGCUGGUUCCGAAGAAAAAAGGCAUCACGUUAAGAAUGCUGCUAUCUCACACCGCUGGUUUUGGCUACUCCUUUUUCGACCAGCGCCUCGUCGACUGGGCUGGAGCGCAAGGGCUUGACGAAUUUUCCGGCUCCUUCCACGACUACCUCUCGCAGCCGUUGGUGAACCAGCCCGGCGAGGCAUGGGAAUACGGCAUCAACAUCGACUGGGCCGGGCAACUCGUCGAGCGCGCCUCAGGCCUUCGCCUCAACGACUAUUUCCAACAACAUAUCUUCCAACCCCUCGGCCUGAAGAACAUCAAUAUGUUCCCCCACGACGAGAUGAAGCGAAAUCUGGCGUUUAUGAACGCUCGCGCUCCCGAUGGUAGUCUGUCGCUCAACCUUGACGGACAUCUGAAUCGGAGACCUUUGUACGCCAAGGGUAAGGAGGAGAUUGAUGGUGUCUUCCAGCAGGGCGGGGCUGGCUGUUUCGCCAAACCCACAGAAUAUGUGCAGGUUAUCGCCGCAUUAUUGAACGAUGGUGUUCAUGCCCCCAGCGGCAAUAGAAUUUUGAAGAAGGAGACGGUCGAUUUGAUGUUCACAAACCAGAUUCCCGAGUUCCCUAAUUUCGCUCGCCAGGCCAUCGACCCACCAAAGAGACUUCUUUCCAACCCCUUACCUGAGCUUUACCCGGAGCCACAUGAUAUCCCACAAGGCUGGGGCUUGACGUUCUUCCUUCACUUGAAAGAUUCGGCCGUGCACAGCGAGGGAACAGGAUGGUGGGCGGGACUUCCGAACUUGUUCUGGUGGGCCGACAGGCAGAGGGGUGUCGGUGGUAUGAUUGCCUCGCAAAUCAUUCCUUUUGGUGAUCUCAAAAUCAUGGGCUUGUGGGGACAGCUCGAGGCCGGUAUUCUUCAGAACCUGCAGCAGUGA